Molecule: messenger RNA, 9734 nt
Organism: Helicoverpa armigera (cotton bollworm)
Lineage: Eukaryota; Metazoa; Arthropoda; Insecta; Lepidoptera; Noctuidae
Exons: 2
Coding region: 273-7004 (2243 amino acids)
Source: RefSeq, a predicted model, not a curated record
GUACACAAAUCCAUGACGACAAAAUUAAGCUCUGUGUUUUUCUACAAUUUUUUGAUUGGGCAACUUCAUAAUUUAUGGGCGACUUCAAAACGUAAUAAAUCGGUGUUUCCUUGGAAAUAAUAUUGAUGUUUCGUAAAAUUAGAAGAAAUACUAAAGAAUGGAAAUAGUUUUGUGCAACCUUCGGAUACGGAGUUAUUCCAAGGAAUUUUAAAUCGUCCAACAACAAAAAAUGUUGACACCGAAUACGAAUAUGUGUCCAAGUUACCGUGGCAAUGGAUGCUAAAGACUUGAGGACCGAGUCUGCUGUGAGUGAACGCAAUAAUGACGGCAGCAAGUACUCUCAAAGCGGCGGCAUCGCGCUCCACUGUGACAGAAAUAAGUCAUAUCAAGAUAUCGGAUCUAACUCAUUGGGCAAAGUGGAUGUACCGAACGCACGGCCAUGCGCCGUCAUAGGACCCGACCGAGUCGUGCCUCCGCCCGACGCGAGCGAGGCGUAUCAUAUAAAGAAAGGUGUCGCGGAGCCAUGGCCAUGCAUGGACAACACGUAUCGACGACCACCCGAAUACCCCCAUAAAUUAACUAGUUUCCAAAACCCAACAAGGAACAUAUCACCAAGACAAACAUUCCAGGAAAAUAUGCAGCGUAUUAUGGUGCCCCCAACAUACAACUCUAUUAAAAUAAAUGAAGACACCAAUAACUAUGCUCAACUAUCAGAUAGGAGUAACGGUCUAUCUAAGAAUAUCAAGCUAAACAUGCCACCGGAGGCAAAGUUCUGUGAUGUGCCUUAUUCUGUUAAUCCAAAUAAUAAUGAACAUAAAAAUGUUAGGAACCCUGAAAUGUGUUUACCUAGUGUGAAUCCAAAUCUUAACCGGACUGCUCCGCAUGGGUGGCCUCCGGGCAGUGUUAAUUUGCGUUCCACGAGGAUGUAUGGUGCUCCUGAACUGUACCAAUAUCAAGAUUAUCCUAGCUGUGCUGGUCCUCGACCAGUAGUGCCCAGACCUCAUAGGACUGUUGCUGAAGAACAGGGCUAUGUUUAUGCUGAUCCAUAUUAUCAAGAAGGAAACAUUCGCUUCAAGCCUUACCCAAGUGUCAAGGAGAGGUAUCCCCAGCAAAGGUAUGAAUACAUUGGUAAUUAUUCAAAUCCAUUCCAUCCACCACCUGGUUUUCCGCCUCAUAAAUAUGAGUUGCAGAAAUCCAUUCCUCCACACCCCUAUCCCCCAUACCCUCCUAUCAAGUACCUGGACAGUCGAGUUGCUGAUCCUGUCAUGGAGGGAUAUCAGAGAUCUCCUCAAGGUAACUACAAUAUACAAUAUCGUAAUCAAGUAAUCCAUCCAAAUUAUGGACCAGUAAUGGGAAAUUGUCCCCAAAACAAAAUGCAUUCAUACCCACCCGAUGCUCAUAUGAAGUCAGUCCCUCCUAACAAACUACCUUAUGAUCCAAAUGCAAAGGCUUAUAUUGAAUAUGACAACAACCGACCCAAAAUUUACCCACCUUCUGAAAGCUAUUUUGUUAAUGAAAUGUCAAGAAUGCCUGUAAAAAGUCAUGUAAUUAUGCCUAAUUAUCCCAAUUUAAAUAUGCAUAACAUUCCAAACAAUCCAUAUUUAAAAAAAGAUGGUCAACAAAUAAAAAAUUAUGACCAUAUGGCUCAUUAUAGAAGUAUAGACCCUAAUUUAAAUGUUCAUAACCCCAUGUCGAGGCAUGCACCUGUGUUUUCACCCAACACAAUAGCUAUAUCGCCUACUGAUUCUAACACCAGCAAUGAUACCACACAAACUCUGGGAACUUCCCAGGAAGACUGUGGCUAUGUGAGCCAAUCCUCUUCUGCAAGUGUAAGAAGCAUUGAUUCCGGCAUAAACAGAAUACCAAAUGAAUACCUAAGAAAAUAUUAUGAUAAUAGAUAUGGACCAAUAGUAAGAACACCACCUAUGAUGACAAAGUCACAAUUAAAUUCCAAUAAUAAUAAAUCAUCCAAGGACAAAAAGCAAAUAGAUGUAAGACAGUUCUUACAAAUGUGGAACGAAGGCGAUGAAGAGCAAGAAGAAAAUGCCUCUAAAGAAAUAAUCGUACAGGCAAGUUCAAAUGAUAAAAAUAAUUUUGGAAAGAAACAUGAAGCAAUGAAUAACCAAGAACAACUUUAUGUGCUUGGUUUAGUAAAUGUUCCAAGUGAAGAACUUGCAAAAUAUGAACAUAUCCAAAAAGUUUCUAAACUACCUGAAAAUAUCAAAGGAUAUAAUAGCAUUGAAUUGCUCAAUCAGUUUGAAGAGGUGAUAGAAUCAUCAAAUAUGAAUAAUUACAAAAACCCUCAGAAAGAGUACCAUAUGUUAAUGAAAGGGGGACAUCAAAAACAGUUAACAGGUGUCAUACCCCCCAGGCCAGUGUCGCCUCUAGAUGUUGAAGCUAAAAUAAGUCAAUCUGUUAUUCACAAGGAAGUUGGGUGUAAUUUUGAAAUUAAACCUUGUAGUCCUAAAAUGCUCAAUGUUGAAGUUGCAGCUCCAGUCCAAAAUAUUUUAUCUGAGAGAUCAAUAGAAAAAGUUGCUAAUCCAGUUAUGUUAAAAUCACCCAUGUUAAGUGGUAUGAAUGAAAACAUUGACUGUAAUAUUAUGAAGAGAUCAGAUCAUCAUAUAAAUAUCAGUGAAAAUGUGAGGAUUCCAAGCUGCAAGAUGAUUAACACUCAGUUUUCUAGUAGCAAUACUAUGGAUAAUAUCAAGAGUAGCUACAGUUUGCAAGAUUUAGAAAGUAACUCAGGUUUAUGUCUUGCUUCACUACCGAGACUUGAUAAUGAUAUCGAGUUAAACUUUCCUGAGGUAAAUCAACAGUUUAUUAAUGCAAAUAAAGGAGAUAAUACAAUUAUGUCCAACACUAUUAGAGACUUGCCGUCAUUAGAAGUAUUGGACCAUUCAGACAAUCAAAUCAAAGGCAAAUUUGAUCAUAUAAAUCCACCCAAGCCUGAAGUUGAUGUUGAUAAAUCGCCAUGUAUGGUUGAUUCAGAAAAAGAGUUCUCUAAAUUAAGUAAAUACCGUAAAAGUAAAACGAAUAUUGUAGACCCUAGAGAAACUCAACUGCAGCAUAAUGUAAAUCCUAUCAGAACGGACAGUGUUAUCAUAAAAAAUCCGGAUAACAUCAAGAAUUAUGAAGAAUCGACAGAUUUUUCAUCACACAGCUUAGAAAAAGUAAUUACAGAAAUCCAGCAAGAUCCAAUAAAUUUGACCUCACAAGGAACUCUACUGGGUGAGACGGAACACUCGUCUGAACUCAUUAAAUCACACAAUGCAAUUGAAGAGAAGUUGCCUGUUGAGAUUGCGAUAGACUUCAGCUUAAAUAAGCCGGGGAUUUUAACUAGUACACACUCUGCGGAAUCAGCAAAAUUAGUAUCACCAACUGAUGAUAAUUCAUUUCCUUUAAUAAACCGAGACGAUUCAUCAGAUUCCGUCAGUUUACUACCCGUAUUAAGUGAACAAAAUGACAUUUCUUCUAGCUUUGAUAAUAACAAUGCACAGUCUAGUUCAGACGAUGAAAAGCAAAGUGAGAGUCAAUCAGAGAUAACUACUGGCCCUGACGAAAUUGUAAAUCGAACCGAAAAUACCGAAAUAAUUUCACAAAGUAAUGAGGAAUUGGAAAAAAAUUGCGAGAGCAAUUGUGACCAAAAUUGUGUUUCUGACCGUGAUAAUAGACCAGAGGAGAUGAUUGUAGAUAGCAAUAAUACAGUAUUAGUUUCAAAACCAGAAAUACAAGAAAAAGAAGUUUCAAGUGACAUCAAUAAUGAUAAUUUAGAAAAAGAAAUAGACCGUAUUGAAAAUGUAUCAAAGGAAUUAGCAGAAGAAUCAACUUUGCCUGAUAAUAACUACGAAGUUUCACAUCCCGUAGUUUACCCAGAAAACACUUGUAAAAUGGAUACUACUGAAAGUACAAUAAGUGCUAGUGUAGGCGAAGAUAUUGUUGAAGACCGCCAUUUAGACGAGAAGUUAGAUUCCCCUGCACGUACAAUUAUUGAAUCUGAAAUUGUCUCUCCGGAAGUUUUUAAUGCAAAAGAAACCAACGAUUCCGUGAUAACAGAACUAGCCCAUACAAAAAAUAAUGAUGACGAAAUUGCACUUUCAACUAAUGAAGUUGACUUUGAAACUUCCGAUUUAAUAAAACCACAAACAGCUGAUUCAGAAACGCAUAUAUUUUGCAACGAUUACACCAUGGAUGCCACAAUUGAUAGAGUUGAAGAUGACAGUAGCAGCUCGCUCUCGGAUAGUGAUAUGGAUUUAAGGGAUUUUGAAGAGGAAUAUUACAAAGGUACAGAUAAUACCUCAGGACUGUUAAAUUCAGAACAAUGCAAUCUUGAUAAUCCUAUCAAUGAAGAACUGAAAUUCUUAAAUGAAAAGCCAGUCAGCCGAAAUCGGUUUUGGAAUAAGCAAAUGUAUUCACCUUGGAUUCAAAAAUUAGUAAUGUUUUCUGAAGGCAGUUGUGGUAAUGUUUCAGUUGAAAACGAUAUUGAGGAUACCAACAAUGAAUUUGUCGAUAGUACUGAAAUAUUAAACACAACAAUUGAAAGUAAUGAAAGUCGUAAGGCUUCCGAUUGUGAGUUGGAUACGGAAGACAAUGAACAGGAAAAAAAAUCUUACGAAACUAUAUCAGCAGAUAAUCCUGCAAAUUUUGAACAGGAAACAACAAAUGUCAAUGUCAUUAGCACAUCUCAUGUAGUUAACAGUAUUGAAGAAACUGUGACAUUCAAUGAAGAGGUUGAGUGCGAGGAUAGUAAUAUAAUAGAAGAAAUGUCUUUACAAAAUGAACCAUUAGUGAACGAAAUGGUUGAAAUGGCUUCUCCAAGCAAUCGUGCUCUAACAAAUGAUCUCAACGAAAACAAUGCCAUCAAUUCAUCUUUUGAAUGUGCACCAAGUAGCCCCGAAAAUACUAGCAACAUUUCAGAAACGGAUCUCAAUGUUGGUGUUGAAAAUAUAUGUGAAGUUCCUGAAACCUCCAACUUAAAAGAACCUUAUGGUGAAUCUUUGCAAAAAGAGUCAGAGUAUGUCGAGCAGCAACCAGGAGAUAAUGAUGCAGCAUUGGCAUCACCCGCAUUUUAUGAGAAUGUUAGAAUUUCUUGCAAUCAAUCUUUCAAUAAACUACCAGCAAACGAGGCGUCUUACAAGAAAUGUCAUCGACUGAAGAGAUCAUUAUCAGAUUCUGCACUAAAUGCGUACAAUAAUGAUGAAAGUACCAAACUGGAAAAUGAAGAAAAUAUUGAAUUUAUUUGGCCAUUUAAACGCAGAAAAGUUAAUAAAGUCGAGAAUGACUUGUUAACACAAAAUCUGUGCAACAUAAUAAAUCAUAACCGACGUAACUCUGUCUCUUCGUUUUAUAAUGAAGACAACGUUUCAAUUUGUAUCCUUAUCGAUAACAGCUGUAUUAUAACUGAAGAAGAAAACGAAGAACCUGAAAAAGUGUGCUAUACGGAACUGCCUGUAGAUUGUAUAGCGGAGAUACAAAAUGACUGCAUAAAAGACGAUGAAAAUACAGAGACGCUGACGGAAAACGCGUCUAGUCCACAACAAGAGCAAGUUUGUGAUUACUCAGAUUCCUAUGUAUUAGAUAGUGAAGAAAAAACUCUAGAAGAGACUUGGGUUGAAGAUGUUGGCUGUGUAGAAACAGUUAUUAGUGACGAUGUCGCGGAAGAUAUUGAAAUUGGUGAAGCAUCUUCUCCAAAAGAUGAUGGGUUUUCUGAUAAUGAUGAGUCCGGUGUUUUUAGCAGUAGUGAACAUACCGACAAAGUUAAAUUCAUAUAUGGUGAAAAAAUGUGCAGUGACGAUGCUCUGUUCGUCGAAACCUUGUACAAAACUCCACAAAUGGAUGUAAACAGAACUUUAUAUAACAGAGAAAAUCACGUUUCCGAAGAUUAUGACAGAUAUUACGAUAAUGAUUCUUUAGAAAAGAUGUUAUCGGAGUCUCAUGAACAAGAAUUGUCACCUUAUGUUCCACAAUAUAUCGAUUCGAUGCCAGCUGAUGAUAAGGAACUCCCAGAAAAUAAAGAAAAUAUGGACAAUGAAAUAUUUCCUAAUUUCCAAAACAAAGGGAAUGCUGUAGACAUCGUUGUCGAUAUCAACGUGAAUAAAAUUGAGCGGGAAAAUAUUCAUUCAAUUGAAUUAUUUGCAAAAACUGGUGAAGAUAUUGUAAAUUCUUGUGAAUCAAGUAUCGAUGAUGUAUUUACAUAUAACCAAAAAGAAGAUGACGCUGUAUAUACGUCUAGCUCGCCAGAAGUGUCAUCAACUACAUCAGAAGAAAAGAGUUCUGGCAUAUUACUAAAAAUAACCAAUUACAAAGGUUCUAGAAUAUCGCAAAUUAAUGAUAUCAGUAGAGUAAACAAGACAUCGAGGUGUAAAUUUACUGAAGAUAAGGAAUAUCUGCAUUCCCAUGCAAACUUUUCUGCUAAUCGGCCAUUAUUGACCAAAGCAGCACAAAAAUACAUUCCACCUCUAAAAGAAUCUAUUCGAGAUCUUAAAGUCAAACUUUCGUUACCUCAACACAGCCUUAUGAAGUUAAAGCAAUUAAAAAUAUCCAAAGACGAACCAAAGGUGAAUAAACUAAAGGGCAUACCGCAAAUUCCUAAGAAACCAAAGCCUAAAUUUGAAGAUGUUCUUAAAAGUAUAGACGAAAUUCAAUUUAAAAUGCACAAGGAAAAGUCUAAAAAAACUAAAAAAUCGAUUCCUAAAGUAGUUAUUAAGAAAAACCAAAAUGGUUCACAUUACGCUAGUACUUCAAAUAAAGAUGAUUUUAACCCAGACAUGACGGGUAGAAAAUGGCAACCUUGGGUGUUUAUAGAGAAAAACCAUUUCAUUGACAAAAUGGCGACUAGGAAUAAAACAAAAGCUAUUUAUAGCCAUCGAAAAAUGACUUAUGUUUUGGCUGAAAAGUUUCAGAAAUAUAAGUCUGCGAGCAGCGCUAAGUUCGUGAUAUCGCCGCCGAUAUCAGACAACCCUUCUUCGAGCCUUAAAUACACAAUAAGAUUAAAACAUAAUUACUGAGGUAGUUUGUUUUGAGCGUCGUAGUUCCUCGGGUCUUUAUGAUGAUUAACAGCCAUAUUGGCUACUGUGUUAAUGGAUCCCACCCUAAUAAAGGUCUCGUACUAUCAUUCCUACGAUUCCAUUAUAGUUUCUUUAGUAGUUACCCGUUAGUUUAUUGUGUAGUUUGUAUAACGAAGCCAAAUUCAGUACUAAGUGUGAUAUGGAAAAGAAAGCAAAGACAUUUUAUUGUUUGAUAGUGCAAUUUGAUCUGAUCUUUAUUUUUUGUUAGUUCUUUCAAAUUUUAUUAUUAUCGUUUUACCUGCUGUGCCUGUCAUUCCAUUUUUAUUAGUGUUAUUUUAACUAUUUAUUUAAUAGAAUUGCACCUUCAAGAUUUAAGUAGCCAUAAUUUAUGAGUAUUAUCUCCGUAAAAAUAUUUGAUUCCAAAUAAUGCUGAUAUUUCUAAUAAUGUUUAUAUUUGUAGAAUAUUAGGUGAUUAUUGUAUUUCUGUUUUAUUUGUAUUGGCGGCGGAUUGUUCAUCCAAGCAUAGUUUGUAAAUAAAGUCUUGCGUGAAGAUGGGUGUGCAUACAAUCAAGGUCACCUGAAAUUUCAAUGUACUUAUGCCUAGUCUAUGAUUGGUAAUAGAAUAUCUUAUUCUGAUAUAUCUCAUAUUUUUGUGUACCUGUAUAAACAGAGUUAAUUUUUAUCACGUUUUAAAAACACUCAGUAUGUAAUAUUUCUAACAUUUCACCUCCUUCUGUCUUCCGUCGCCAAGAUUGAGAAUAUCGCUGACAUGCGUGUUUUGGUGCUUCAAUCUAAACUCGUGUGCACUAACUGAACAGGCAUCAUCGUUAUAUCGUCCGUCAUGGUCCAGCUUGCCAAAGACCAGAUUAUAUUAUAUAAACCUCCAAAGAGCGCUGUUCCAUUGGUAGAUAGAUAUAAGGCUGAUGUACUGACUUUGAUAUUUAUCUAGGCAAUGAAGUAAUCACCGUGUGGUUUUGACAAAGAUGUUAUAUUAGUGUUAGUAUGGCCAGUACCAUCGGUACUGUCAAGAUUGCUCACAUAUAUUUUAAGCACAUGUGUAAUCAUGUCUCUUAGAUAUUGAUUUGACUGCAACAUGUGUAUCUAUGCUACUGUGUAGGCGAAGUACAAAAUUUGCACACUUUUAUUAUUAAUACCAUAUAAUCUUUAACAUGUAUUUUGUUAGAAAAUGUUCGUUCAAUAUCAUUCAAUAAUUUUGUUUGUAAUGAUGUUGCAGUGAAACAACAUAGUAUAGGUAGGUAAUAAAAUUAAAGCGUGAAAUAACCAAAGCCAAUACUCAGAAAUAAUAGAUGUUGAGAAAGUGUGUACGUAGGUACUACCUUUGAGUUUAUACCUACACAGCGAAAUAAUACCAACAGACGUAUUUUUACGUCUUCUACUGAAGAGUAGACACAUCCUAAUAAACAUAAUAUAUACAUAUACUACAUAAUAUUGCUAAAAAAUUGCACCAGAAUAUUUAUCUGGAAUAUUUUCAUAUACGUACCUAGGUUGCAAAGAGUUAAUCAAUUUCAUUGUUCCAAUACCUACAGGUACAUGUUUUAUAUAUGACGGAGCGCUAGUAGCCCGGACAGUGCCUUUACAUUGUGCUGAUAUUAUACAAAUCUAAUUCAAGUAUAUCAUAUUUAAGACUACUGUUAUUGCUCCAUACGUUUUGGCCAUUUUAAACAUUUUGGAAAUAAAAUCUGUUGAUCUCAUAAACAAGGCACUCACCGAUUCAUGUUUUGCCUUAUCGUGCCUAUAAAUAUAUUUUAUUAUUAAAUACACUAUUUUGAUAUCAUGUACAGGGUGUUCAAUAAAUAUACCAAAUAUAUGUGCUUUUAAGUCCUGCAUACAUGUAUUUGCAAAGUGUUGCCUUCGUAGAUAAAAUAUUUUAGAGUUAACUAUUAGGUACAUAGAGUGUAAGUAAUUAAAAUAAUAUUUUAAAUGUUUUAAAAUUCCAUAGAGAAUGAUCGGUUAUACUGUUUAAUUAAUUUAUUUAUAGAUGAUAAUAUAUUGUAUGAAAAAUGGUAAUUUUAAGUAUUAAUUUAAGUUUUAUGGAUAAUAAAUGUACAAAGGUAAAAGUUAAGAAAAGCGUUGAUUUUUGUCCACUGUAUAUUUGGACAUGCAUAACCUCAGUUGUUGUUGAGGCUGAAUAUUUACCAAAAUUAUAAUUUGCUAGUGGCACGUGCAUGUAACGACUAUAGGAGACGCAGCGCCGCAGUGCGCCCGCAGCGAGGCCGGGGGAUGCUCGGCGCUGCCUCUCGGUGACUGAUGACUGAUUACUUCACGUUCACUUAUCAAUACCAUAGAAUUUAUUUUCUUCGUAAUUUUCGAUACCUUGUAUGUUUGUUAUGCACUACUGAGUGGGUUGUUGUUUUAUUUUCCUGCACUUGUUGGCCAUUGUUAUAACUUUAAGUUAAUGGUAUAUUCUAUUGUGGUUAAAUUAUUUAAUUAAGGGUUAUGGAUUAAUUACUAUUGAUGAUUUUAAUAAUUAGAUAUUUGUUUGUCGUUUAAAUGUUAAUGCAUAUCUUCUUAUGCCAGUAACGCACGUGAUAAUGUAUGGUGAUAGACGUAAUAUUGGACACACUUACUCUAAAACUGAGUGUUUAUAAACUGAAGUGUGACACAUUAUACUGUUAAUUAAUGGGAUGUUAUGUAUUACGUUUUCGAGUGGUACCUAGUUUUGAAAUUGUUCUAUAAUUGACCAAAAUAAAUGUGUUCGCAGUAAUAUAA